This is a messenger RNA of Theileria equi strain WA, 1596 nucleotides long. RefSeq lists its product as hypothetical. The coding region runs from base 1 to 1596 and encodes 531 amino acids. The transcript has a single exon. The record is from RefSeq and is a predicted model, not a curated record. Lineage: Eukaryota; Apicomplexa; Aconoidasida; Piroplasmida; Theileriidae.
AUGACUAAAAUGGAUCAUUGUUAUACACCAUGUAAUGGUAAUAACGUAGGUUCUUCUGUUAAAUGCACAUAUUCCAAGAAAGUACAAGGGAUUAAGAAACAGAAGUUAGCCCCUAAAAAGUCGAUAAAUAAAUCAGAGACUUCACAAAAUGGAAAAACUAAUGAUAAGAAAAAAGGCGGAAAUAUUAUUGAGCGUGACUCUUCCAUUGUUUAUGAUUCAGCGAAAUUUAUCGAAUACAUUAAAUCUUCAUACAAACGGCCUCAGCUUCCCACAAAUCCCUCAUUGUAUAAUACAUGUCCUUUAAAUGGGUUGAAAUAUCGCAAUACUUCCAAUCCUAGUAAUUUUGGAAGUUCUUCGCUAGUAUUUGGACGAGCACACUUCAAACCCCCGGAAACUUCGACUCAUUCAUCAGGCAAUUGGAAAAAAACGGAAAACAUCGAACCUUGUUUUAAGUUACCAUCUAACAAUGAAAUCGCAAGGUCAUAUUUGCUCAGUAGCGGCACUGUAACUAUCGAUGGUGAUGAUAAUGACCAGAGCUAUAGUUACAUAUUUAACGAUUUUUAUUUUCCAAAUACGGAAAACGAAUAUAAAAUAAAUUUUACAUGUGCAAAUAAAAGAUUUGACACUGUAUUAUCGGAUAUAGAUAAAGUGUCUAGCCGUACUCGUUCGACUUUGUUCGAAAAUAGCAAAGCGAAUAACUCAACUCCUAGGAAGACAUCAUGGGAUCCAAAAGAUAUCAAAAUGUGCAGCCCUUUUUGUUCUGUAAAGACGGAAAGUACACAAACAUCAAAUAAAUCAAGUGAUGGUUCUAAUCACUCAAGGUCAUCACAAGCAGAUGAUAAUCCAUUGAGAGGAAUAUUUGUAGUAUCAUCUAACGACAAUUUAGAAUUAAACGUAGAAUCAUAUGAACGUCUUUACAAAUCCGAAUUGGAUCUACUAUUGGAACGUGGUGAAAUCGUUGACCAGAGUGAAAUAGACGAGUGGCAUCGACAAGCUGCUCUAACUGAGGACCAUCUUAGAUUGCAUUCAGUUGUUUGUGAUAGACUCUCUAGAGUGCAGGUUAGUUGGUUUGGAAAGCGUUUGUUUCCUGUCAACAAGUUAGUGGGCAAUAAAGAAAAUAUUACUCAUAAAUCAUUAAGUAUAUUAGUUGGAAGCAAUGAUAUUACGGUGUAUAAUAUAAAAGAGUUUUUACCAGAUUAUAAUUCUCUUGACAAGGAACACAUUGAUGACAUUUUCAGCAUCUUGCCAAAUUAUAUUACUAGGAUUUUUAAAUCCAAGGGGCACUUCGAUAUAACUUCAAAUACAGAUUCCAACGAAAUAGUAGAAAAUUUUAAAAUAACAUCCAGAGGAAGCACUAAAUUGUUGCUCAGAGAUCACAGGACUAUUGGUAUGAAUGAAAUUAUAUUGCAGAAUUCGAAACUAGUUGACAAGAGGAAGAAAGGAUUGAAAAACACGAAAUUUACAACUCUUAAAACAUCGGAUAUGAUUUCCAAAAACCCGUCGCAAGAUGUCAUUUUAUCGCUCAACAGAUCGUUCGCCAUCAAGGUUCUUAUGAGAUUCCCAUAUUUGGAUCUACAUUCACUUCCCCUAGGUUGA